GCUUCUGCGUGCAUCCAAAGUUUUUUACUAUAAUAAUUCUGUUACACCGAGAAAACACGUUAAUGGAACUUUCUUUAGAGUAUUUAUAAAAUGAGACCAAAUGGUUAUUCAUUGUUUUGUCUAGUACAAUGUGCUAGACGAAUGUGUACUAAGUCUGAAUUGAAUACGGUUAGAACAGAAUAUAAUUAUAAAAAGAAAGCUUUUAACAUCGGUCAUUUAGUUACAACUGACAUGUAUAUUAACAAGAAACUUGCUAACGAUGAAUCAGUUGAAGAUAACCAGUGGGGCAAAGUGAGGAAAGAGUUGUUACAGAAAUUUGAACACUUGAAUGAAAUAAAUGUUGAUUCCCAAGUCUAUGAUAUUUGUUCUUAUUAUAAGAGGUUAGAUCAAAGUAUCAAUUACUAUGAAUUUUUAGAACGAAAUGAGUACCCACUUAAUUUAUCUACUAUGACAACAUACCUAAAGUUAAUGAAUCAAAAACAGAAAAAUUCUUUGACUCCAUUAACCAAAGAGGAAGAAAAAAAUAUCAUUAAGGUAUACAAAAAAAUAAGAAAAGAAUACGAAUUACUUGAUCCAAGAUCAGCAAGUUUUUGCAUUGCUGGCUUAUCUUUGACAUCAGAAUGGGAAGAAUGUUUCAAACUUCUUGAAAUGAUUAAGUUUAUUCAAACACCAACGACGACAGAGAUGUCAGCAAUAAUUGCUGCAGCUCUUAGAAAUGAUCGAGGUGAUAUGGCUUUGAAAAUGAUUGAUGAAUUUCUUAUCAAUCAACCUUUAUCACCAUUUGUUUAUGUUGAAUAUUUGGAUUAUUGCAAACGGAAUUUUAAAAGAAACAAAUUAGUCAAAGAAAUAGAAAAAAUAUUUUUUUCAUGGCAGAAAUAUACUAUUGUACCACAAGAGUCAGUUAUUCUUGCAUAUGAAGAAUUUUUCAAAUCUAUUGGAUAUACUACAAAAAAAACUUCUAUUACAAAAGGGAUUUGCCAACACUGUAAUAUGCCAUUACAACCUACUGUACUUUCUAAAACAGAUUUCAGAGUGUUGUCAUCAGCCAUAUUAAAAAAUUUAAUUGUUGGAAAAGAUGUAUAUCGCAAUACAUCUCCACAAGAAUUGAAAAAUUAUAUGAUUUUUCUGCAAAGUAUGAAACCUUAUGAUGUUAUCAUAGAUGGAUUGAAUGUUGCAUAUGCAACUCGUGGAGUAAAUGGAAAUAUGAAAGGAUCUAUUGAAAAUGUUUUGCAGGUUGUUAACUAUUUCCAUCAAAGAAAAAAGCGAGUUCUUGUAGUGGGACGUGUACACAUGAAAUGGUGGUCAACAAAAGAAAUUAAAAUAUUAGAAGAUAGCACUGAUGUUUUCUAUAUAAAAAAUAUAUCUCAAGAUGACCCAUUCUUACUACAUUUAACUCUAUCAAGUGGAUCUGAAACAUGUUUUGUGUCUCGAGAUUUGAUGAGACAACAUAAAUUUAAACUUGAAGAUCCUACACUCAAGAAGCUUUUUAGAAAUUGGCAAAUGUCGCAUCAAUAUUUCUUUUAUUCUGUACCAGAGAAAAGGCAUAUAAUCAAUAUAGUUGAACCAAUUCAAUACGAUCCCUGUGCACAAAAAAGUGAUGAGGGAUGGCAUAUACCUUAUACCACUAGUAAUCAUUUGGCUGUGCCAGCUAUGUAUAAAGAAUCACCACAAGAUUGGUUGUGCAUGAAAAAUAGGAAACAAGAGAAGUGUUAGUAAUUUGUUUUGGAUUCAUUCAUAUGUUUAGAAUACUGAAUGAAGAAUAUAUUCUCUAAAAACAUUAAAAUAUACAAAAAUUUGUUAACUAUGCAGAAUUGAAUAUACAGUCAAUUCUUGUACUAUAUUAUCUAUAAAGAUUGUCUGUUU
Messenger RNA from Phymastichus coffea, 1863 nucleotides. It is a transcript of the gene mldr, whose product is annotated as mitochondrial ribonuclease P catalytic subunit. The transcript is spliced from 5 exons. The record is from RefSeq and is a predicted model, not a curated record. Bases 91 to 1713 code for a protein of 540 amino acids. Lineage: Eukaryota; Metazoa; Arthropoda; Insecta; Hymenoptera; Eulophidae. Gene Ontology annotation, biological process: tRNA 5'-leader removal; mitochondrial tRNA 5'-end processing. Gene Ontology annotation, cellular component: mitochondrion; mitochondrial ribonuclease P complex. Gene Ontology annotation, molecular function: ribonuclease P activity; protein binding.